UAUUCGAAUAUGUAUAAACGCGGCGCGUUGAUAGUUUUAGAGGGUUGUGAUCGGGCGGGUAAAUCGACUCAAGUUAAAAUGCUGAUGAAUGCGUUGAACGAUCUGCGAAUCCCUGCGAAGGCCCGGGCAUUUCCAAACAGAAAGACUCCUGUUGGAACUAUCCUAAAUAGUUUCUUGUUAAAAGAGAUAAAUAUGCCACCAGAAGCGGCUCAUUUGCUGUUUUCUGCCAACCGCUGGGAAUGCAAAGAGGACAUGGAAAAGACGCUUUGUUCCGGCGUUACUCUAGUAAUAGACAGAUAUGCAGCUUCUGGCAUUGUGUAUACAGCAGCCAACACUGGCAGAACUCUCAAUUGGUGUCAGCAGGCUGAUUUAGGUCUUCCGAAGCCAGACUGUGUAGUGUUUCUCAAAGUGUCUAAACAACAGCAAGAGUUGCGUGGCGAUUGGGGGAAAGAAAGGUUUGAGCACGACGAAUUUCAACAGCGCGUUGAUGCUAAUUAUGAAAAAUUAAAAGAUGACACUUGGGUCAUUAUAAAUGCUGAUCAAGACGAAUCAACAGUACAUGCCGAAAUAUUGCAGAAAACAUUGUCUAUUAUUCAAGAAGUUCAAUAUCGUAAUAUAGAACUGCUAGGUGACUGA
Messenger RNA from Cyphomyrmex costatus, 636 nucleotides. Its product is annotated as thymidylate kinase. The record is from RefSeq and is a predicted model, not a curated record. The coding region runs from base 10 to 636 and encodes 208 amino acids. Gene Ontology annotation, molecular function: nucleoside diphosphate kinase activity; dTMP kinase activity; ATP binding. Gene Ontology annotation, biological process: dTDP biosynthetic process; dUDP biosynthetic process; dTTP biosynthetic process. Gene Ontology annotation, cellular component: mitochondrion; nucleus; cytoplasm. The transcript is spliced from 2 exons. NCBI's taxonomy places the organism in Eukaryota, Metazoa, Arthropoda, Insecta, Hymenoptera, Formicidae.